CAAAUUCGUUAUCUGAGCGCGCAAUUUUUCCCUAUCCUACCCAGAGUCUUCUGGGGGAAUUCGGCGAUACCACCGAUGUGUGUGAUUAGUCUUGCUGCGUUUCUAUCGUCCGUUGGAAGUGAGUUGCAUUUUACUAGCUGCUGCUCUUUGACACUACUGCAGAAGGUAUCCAGCCAGUUUACGCAAUCUCAAGAAAGAAAAAAUCUGCACUCAAUCAACAUGUCUCUCCGUCUGAUUUCAUCGCCCUUCUUCCGGCGCUUCCUGAUCCCGAGCAACGGUGGCAAGGUUUCACCUUCGCGCGCCAUGAGCCGCGAUCCCUACUCUGAUCCACGUGGCUUCACCCCGGCCGAUAUGAAGAAGAACCCAGCGGUUAUCCCACUGGUCGUUAUUAUUGGCGUUGCCGUCGCAGGUGUACUCGGAUUCAGCACAUAUGCGGGGCUCACGCGUCCAGACGUUAGCUUCAACCGCAAAACUUACGAGUGGGACACCAUGGAUACUAUGAACCCGAGAAAGCUCAAGAUGCGAGUCUACAAUCAAGAGUACAACCCGAUGCCGGAACUGAACGAGGCUCUGGCCUACCGUGAAGAGUACAACAAAUUAUCCAGUCAGUAAACAAGUAUGCCAACAACAACACCCAUAGCUCAGCAACGCCUCUCUCGCCCAGCAAACAGAACCAAAUUGGCCAUCUUCAAUCCAGUUCAAUGGAAACCGUCCCUCACGGAGUGAAUUUCGUACAGUAUUCAAAGUAGUUACACGCUAGCAUCUUGGGGCGAUGGAGGAAAACUCGAAAAAAAGCUCCCUCCACGAAGGUUUCGCCAAUAAUGUAAACAUUAUACUGAGGAUGAAACUGUAUCUGGUGAGCACACUACUUAGAAGUCGAAGUAGACGCAGAAAUACACAGACACACACACACUUACACCCUAGACUGGAGCUUAUCGUGUUACUUAAGACCAUCAAGCGUAGACUUUUAGCUAAUAAAUAAUUCUCUAGCGUAUUAGCACAAUGGC
Molecule: messenger RNA, 1007 nt
Organism: Uranotaenia lowii
Lineage: Eukaryota; Metazoa; Arthropoda; Insecta; Diptera; Culicidae
Exons: 6
Coding region: 76-612 (178 amino acids)
Source: RefSeq, a predicted model, not a curated record